This is a messenger RNA of Seminavis robusta, 4164 nucleotides long. The record is from the annotation of a GenBank genome assembly. NCBI's taxonomy places the organism in Eukaryota, Bacillariophyta, Bacillariophyceae, Naviculales, Naviculaceae.
AUGUCGUCCCGUCGUCGCGUUAUUAAGAAAACAAGAGAUUCUGAUGAUGGUUUUGAAUGGGGUGGAGACGAGGAAUUGAGUGAGAAUCACGAAGGAUCCGACUUUGAAGAGGAGGAACCAGUGAAACCAACAAAGAAGAAACGUCCCGUUCCUACACGCAGCAGCACUAGAGAAAGGAAGAAGUAUGUAGCAGACUCCGAAGAAGACGAAGAUUUAGAUGAGGCCACCAAACCAGAGCCAACAAAGAAGAAGAAGAAGAAGACGAAGAAGGCUAUAACCGAAGCCAACGAGGAUGAAAACAACGUCAAGAUGCCAGUGAAGUUGACAGGCAAAAGAAAGAAGUCACCUCAAAAGAUACAGGAGUCAGAACCUCCCGCAAAAAAGCGUUCCCGGAAUGUCAAAGAGGAUGGUUCUGGUGCCGACACGGACGAAGCCAAAAGAUUGACAAAGAAACAUUUCAAUGGAACCAUCACGGUUGCUAUUACUGGAGCACGCGAAGGCGACAUGGUGGAAGGAUGCGCUGCGGAUACGCAGAAUGUGGUUUUGCGAGUAGAGCAAGGCACUAUUUCCGCCCCAGCUGGCAUCAGACGCUCUGUGGAAGCUCACGAGGGCCGGGAUGCUGUCGUGCAAAUGAUGGCCAAGCAGUUUGGCAUGUCCGUUUCCCAGGCCAACAUGAGAUACAACGAUUGCCCCGUGAUCGAGAACGUCCGCAACAGUCAGCCCCUCGGACAAGCUUGCACCCAUAGCGACACUACGUGCGACUGCGAGCCGGCUGCUCGUUUUGUCAUUCUCAAUCAAGGAGUCUGGCAGAAUUUUGCAGAGGAGCAUGGUCAUGGUGAGCAGCUGAAAGAAAUGGUACAGCGAGGACUGGUCGUGUGUUAUAAGGACAUCCUACGCACAAUGCAAACACCCGGACAACCCGGAGGCAAAACGCUCAUCCUUCGACCAAAGCUGUUCAAGAUUUGCGUCGGUCCAGUGACAGUUGACGAAACUACGCUGAAGGACAAGAAUAAGAUCGUUGACGCAUCUGCAUGGAUCACCGCCGGGGACAACGGAGCACCCCCAGAGACCAAAGUCUGGGAAAUUGACCAGACCUUGUUUCGCUUGCCUGUCUCUGCCAGAAGCGCUCCAACCAAGGACGAGCUUGGUGCUCUGAUUCUAAAGAGCUUGCAGGGUCUGAUUCCAGAACGCUCUCUGUCUGAAUUACUGGUGCAAAGCUGUAUCGACGCGCUUCGGGCGCUCACGGUGGGAGGUCUCAAAUCCUUGCUCCAAAAGGUGAUCCGUUUUCAUGCUGAACAGGUGGACUGCUCCUUGGUUAUGGGCCCAGAAGCACCACCUUUACCUGUUGCCUUGGUAGCAGCCACAUCCGCGGGACUCCUCUUUACCGAAGCUGGCAACUUUUCUCCUGAACUGCAGCUGUAUACAAGGGGCUGCACGUCUGCCCUGAAACGAAUGGCUGUCAUUCUUGUGGAAGAUUCGUGGGUGCACGAGGCGGAAUCGUCUGUGCUGGGGCUGUUGGCAUUGGCUCUGGCAACACAACGCAUGGCAGAAUAUCAUCCCCCGCAAUCUGUCGUUGUCGAAACGAUGCGUCUAGCGGCCAAGGCGGCGCUCUCUCCAUGUCUCAUUGCCUGGCGCAAACAGGUUGCGCCUAAGAAUCCAAAAACAGUGUCAGUGGACAAAGCCGGAAUCCGCGCUCUGAAACAAUCUGCCGUACUGUUAAGGAUUGUCAAGAGCUUUCCUGGCGAUAUGGAUAUGAUGGACUCUGUCGCAGGGCUGGCCAAGACCAAGGGUUGUUUGACAUUAACGCGGUGUCUCCCAGCGAAUCGAUUGUCGGUGAUGCCUCUGUUUCAUUGUGUCGACCAGCACACAUACCGAGGUGUCGGGCACGUUGGUCCAUCAGGGCCAACCUUUACCAAGAAGUUUCAGACCAUCUUCGGUUCAACGACGGGCUUCAAUCCGCGCCAUGCAAGCAGCGAAGGGUUCGAGGCAAAGGCAGCGGUGAAGGAGACUCGGUUUGCUCAGCGAUGUGUCGCAAGGUUUGCAUUUCACGUCCCCCUGGCUACGAUUCCUGCCCAACCAGAGACUGUCACAUUCCAGCUCUCGUUGGACUCCGGGACGCUUGCUGCCGCUGCGGGUCCGAUCCCUGUCAAGAUUAAGAUUGGAAAGGCAACAAGAGAAGUGCUGGUGAUUUUGGGUGUUCGGUGCCCCGAAGACGAAGUGGUCAUGAUGAAACCCGCAAGAGCGACCAGAGAUUUGUUUGGUAGCUUGACGGACGAGCAACGCGCCAAUGCCAUCGCGGAGGCCCGCAAGCAAACUAUCACAGCGCGCUCCCCGGUGCUCAAAAGUGCCAAGACGAUAUCGUUUCGUGACGGGUGCUGGCAGUUGGACGAGAAGCCAUGGAACCCUCAGGAGGGGCGUACUCUCGUAGUUCCCUUGGUGGAGGAACCUGUCUGGGCCAGCGUUGAUGGCGACGGUGUGGCUUCUGCUUUGAGAUCGGACGCGGCCUUGGAGGAAUCUUUGACGAAGAAGGCUCCGGCUGGUUUGGUGCCGGCUGCCGAAACGCUGAUUGGAAAGCUGGCGGCAAGUGCUGGUGAUGCCGUGACGCUACGAGCGAUAUCCAUGCUUCGCCAGCAGUACGUGAAGGUGACACUCCCCACUCCCGCCCUUGACGGUGGUUUGGGCUCUGACCAGCUGGUCGCGUAUAAGGGCGAUUGGGAGGUAUUCCGUUUACUAGCGUUGGUGGCUCGCUUCGCCCCUGGUGCCCUUCGCCCCGGCAUUCCUCCGAAUUUUGCGGUCGUUGACGCAAACCUGUUGCGCCUUGUUGAGCGAUGGAUGAUUCGUGGCAUGCGCGCGAAAGAUGAGCAAGUUCUCACCACCAACAAGUGGGCGAACAACCCGCUCUGGAGGGGGAUGGCCUCAGCGGAGCAAAAGCUCAUGGAACACCAACGGUGCGCGGUUGAAAGCAUGAAACGUCGCGAUCGAGAAGCUGGCUCGUCGAAUCAUUACCUUAUCAUGGACACAGGAGUGGGUAAGACGGUCACAUCCCUCUGCUAUCUGUACCGGUGGUUACUUCAUCACGGCCAAAACGUGACGAAAGUCAUUUGGGUGACACCCAAAGGCACCGUCGACAAUCUUAUAAAGCAAUUGCAAAUGACAUGGUCCGCACCGGUGUGGAAGGUUCCUCGUUUGAGUACAGCCAAGAAGCCGAAGCCUGGAGACGGCGACCGUUUAAUCCUGAAGGAUUAUCACAUCAAUGUAAUCCACGCCGACCAUCUUCGUGGGAUGAUCGAUUUCGGACUCACCGAGCUGGCGCCGGCAUCUGUCAUUGUCUUUGACGAGGUUGAUGAAUUGUACGCACCAACGUUGAGAACCUCGGCGGCACGUCGUCUGGCCCAGCUUUGUGCAAAGUUUGUAGCACAGACGGCCACGCCCAUGAGGAGGAAUGAAAGCCAGCUGAUGGCUUGGUUGUCGGACACAUGCUCGUUCCCAGUGGACGUGCGAAAUCUUUUGGUAGCGGCAAGUGGGAUGGUGUCGAUUCAACUGGAACUAGGAAUUGCCAGCAAGGAAGAGCUGAAUCUGGUUCCAAUGUCGGACACUGUGAGGAAGAGUCUUCGCGAACUGUUGGUGAAGCGUCGUUGGUUGCCCAUGGCACAAUUGGUGCAACAGCACACCAAUGCUGCAAUGGUUGAGCAGGCUGUGAAACUGGCGGUGGAAGACAGGAAGAAGCAUCGGGAUGGUGGUGUUCUCAUGGUGGCAGAUACCAAGGAUCAUGCCGAGAAACUCAUCGCUGCCUGCAACGCUAGAGGCAAAGUACGGGCUGGAGGGUUCGAUACCUUGGAAGCAUCAAAUGCGGCAGAGUAUGGCAUUGUGGUGGUUCCAAAGGACAAGGACCGCGGAUACAAUUCUGCCGUGAGAUUGGGUUCGAUGGUUACGGGUGUCUAUGCUGGAAAUGGCGCUUCCCGGCAUCAGAUGCGUGGCAGAUUGCGUCGGUUGGGGCAGAAGCGAAAGGUCGUUCAUUUCCACACUGUGGUGAUGGAAAACUCACUGCUUCAUCUUCUCCACAUCCGACACGAUGCGGUCGACUCCAUGAACAUCAGCCUCCAGGAGCUUGGUGACAAAUUCUCUGCGGAUGUUUUGAUGGCUCUUGAUAGGUCCGAGAGAUGA